Phytophthora sojae is the source of this 450-nucleotide messenger RNA. RefSeq lists its product as hypothetical. The coding region runs from base 1 to 450 and encodes 149 amino acids. The record is from RefSeq and is a predicted model, not a curated record. The transcript is spliced from 2 exons. Lineage: Eukaryota; Oomycota; Peronosporomycetes; Peronosporales; Peronosporaceae.
AUGGGAACAGAGGACUCGCAUGAUUCCCCGACGGCCAUCGAUGUGUCGCCAUCUUCUUCGACGGCAGCCUCACUAUCCAAGUUUGAUGUUGCGGCGCUACGUCGAGACUUCGAGCGGCUCAGUGUGGACGACUUGACUGCUCUCGCCAGCUUCCCGGUCGAGCCCCACGAGCUCAUCGGUCGCGUCGUGGCAGUCACGCACUGUUUACUGCUAACCCUUGCGCCGGAACAUACAGCACUCGAGCUUCGUGCGCCUCCAUGGCCGCUGCUGAGGCUUCAGCUGCUGGAAAAUGCCCACAAAAUCUGGCGAAAACUUCGAAAGCGAGCGUGGCAACUGGAGACUGGAGUCAAGGCGCUAUCACCCCACGAUCGCUGCGUCUCUUGGCGCUUGGGCAGUCUUCUGCCUGCGUUGCUCCGUUGUGCCCUCCCCAUCAACCAGUCUCCGCUGUGA